Messenger RNA from Drosophila santomea, 527 nucleotides. RefSeq names its product cystatin-like protein. Bases 92 to 409 code for a protein of 105 amino acids. Lineage: Eukaryota; Metazoa; Arthropoda; Insecta; Diptera; Drosophilidae. The record is from RefSeq and is a predicted model, not a curated record. The transcript is spliced from 2 exons. Gene Ontology annotation, molecular function: cysteine-type endopeptidase inhibitor activity.
GUUGACUCACAAUCGUCGAGACUGCAGCGUCGACGGAGUGAUAUCAUUUCACGUUUUGGGUUUGGUUCUGUUGAGUUUUGCUGCCAUCGCCAUGUCCACCGGUCCGAUUUUAGGCGGGCUCAGUCAGCUGGAGGGGGAGCAGAGAAAGGAGGCUCUGGAGCUCCUGGAUGCCACCCUCGCACAGUUGGCCACCGGAGACGGUCCCAGCUACAAGGCACUUAAUGUGACCUCUGUCACGGGUCAGGUCGUAGCUGGAACACUCAACACCUUCGAGGUUCAGCUGGAUAAUGGAUCCGAGCAAAAACGGGGCACCGUGAAGAUCUGGACUCAGCCCUGGCUGAAGGAGAACGGCACCAACAUCAAGAUCAAGUUCCAGGGUGAGGACGACGAACUGGACCGCACCUGGUAAAAGGAUUUACCUUGGACUUACAACUUAACUUAACAAUCUAAGUCUAGUUCAGAUCAAAAAUUUUGUAUGUGUUAUUCUGGGCUUAUUGUAUUUUUCAAUAUAAGUAUUACCUUUAUUA